AUGGCCUCGAGCAACAUCCUACAUCUGCCCUUCCGCCGCACCCACAAUGUCUCCAUCGCCGAAGCCAUCAAGCGCUACAUCUCGACCAAAUAUGACCAACACCCGGACAUGUUCACCACCGAUCUCGAGCAAAUAGACCACCUCAGACAUGCCGCUGUCCACGCUCUCGAGCCUCAUACCAGCGGCGUUCGCAAGCUCCAGCAAUAUGCUGCCCAGCUCGUCUGGAUGGGUGCCAAAUUUCCCGUCGACAUCGGCCUGGAAUUCAUCUGGUACCCUGCUUUAGGCUACAACACUCAAAGGCCGCUAUCUCAGGACAACAUCCGCUUCGAACUUGCCAACGUUCUUUUCAACUUGGCCGCUAUGUACUCCCAACUGGCCAUGUCGUCCAACAGAAGCACUAGUGACGGCCUGAAAGCUGCCUGCAACUACUUCUGUCUAUCUGCUGGUGUCAUCUCCCAUUUGAAAACGACUAUAGUCCCAGAUAUGAGGACCUCUCCACCCGAGGACAUGGAUACCUCUACACUGGAGAGCUUGGAAUACCUUAUGCUGGCUCAAGCUCAAGAAUGUUUCUGGCAAAAGGCUGUAAAAGAUGGUCUCAAAGAUGCUAGCAUCGCAAAGCUCGCUGCUAAGGUCAGCGACUUCUACAACGAUGCUGGUGACUGGGGCAUCAAGAGCGACUCUGUCAGUAGUGAAUGGAUCCACCACAUGAACGCCAAGCACCACCACUUCGCUGCUGCUGCUCAAUAUCGCGCCGCUUGUGACUGUCUUGAGAAGAGAAAAUAUGGCGAAGAGGUUGCUCGUCUGCGUGACAGUCUUAAGUGUGCCGAUGAGGCUUUGCGUGAGACCAAAUACGUCAACAAGGCUGUACAGGACGAUGCAAACGGUCUCAGAGCAAGAGUCUCUGAAGACCUCAAAAGAGCUGAGAAAGACAACGAUAUGAUCUACCUCCUGCCAGUGCCGCCCAAGUCUGAGCUCAAAAUCCUUGAUAGGGCAAGCAUGGUCACUGCAAGAGUGCCCAAGGAAGUUUCCGAACCAUUGACUAUGCUCGGGGAUCAUGGAGAACUCGGCAAACCACUUUUCUCAAAACUUGUUCCAUAUUCGGUCCAUGUCGCAGCUAGUAUCUACGUCGACCGCAGAGAUCGUCUGGUCAACAACACCAUUGUCCAGCAGCUUGAGGAACUCACUCUCGGCAUACACGAACUUUUGAAAUCACUUGGUCUUCCCGGUUCUUUACAGGCUCUUGAGAAGCCCCUUGGUCUCCCUCCCAGUGUGGCUAGUCAUGCUGAAGAGGUCCGGCAGAUGAAUGGUAUCUACAGGCUCCACAGUGCCAUGGCCGAUACAGAGAAGCUGAAAAACAGUGACCGGGCAACAUAUCAAGAAGGUGUAGAGAUGCUGCGAUCAGAGUCUUCCGAGGAUGAUGCUGCGCGACGGAAAUACGGAACUGACAGGUGGGCAAGACCGCCAUCGAACGAGGCAUCCCGCAAGCUAUACGCUCAAGUCACAGAGAUCGACGGUUAUCUCAAACAAGCUGGCAAUAGCGACAAGCUGGUUCAGAAGAAGCUAAAAGACAACGAGGCUUUGAUUCGCCUGCUUGCUGGCACAGAUCGCGAUCUCGAGGAUUAUGUUCCGAGCAGUCGACGUGCAACCAUGACUACCAAAGUCGAGAGGGAAGCAAACAAUCUUCGCGCUGUGCUCAACGACAUUGCCCGUUUCGAAAACCGUCGCAAGCGUAAAAUCGAAAAUGUUCGAGCAAAGGCAAAGGCCGAUGAUGUUAAUGCCGACCUUCUGCGCGAAGCCGCGCGUCUGGAAAGGGAGUACCCUAUGCAAACACUUGAGGCGAUUCAGUUCGAAAGCUUCUUCGACCAAAGACUAGAGAAGUACACCGCCGACCGCAACGACAUCAACGCAGAGAGAACAGAACAAGAAGACCUCCUCGAGCGAGUCCAGCAAGCCAAUAGCUCAUUCACUGUUGCAAGAAAAGGAGACACCUCAACAAAGGACCGUGAACAAGCUUUGCAAAAUCUGGAAAAUGCAUAUUUGGCGUAUAAGGAAAUCAUCUCAAACCUUGAGACCGGCCGUAAAUUUUACAACGACCUUGCCAGUAUUGUUACACGCUUCCGCGACGAUUGCCGGAACUUUGUCUACCAACGACGCGCGGAGUCUUCAUCGCUCGAAAACGAUUUGAGCACUUCUAUGGCUCAGAUGAGUUUGCAAAAUGCCAAUCAGACAAAUUUGCGACAACAGAAGCAGCAGGAGACAUUGAUGAACCAACAGCAACCCCGUACAACUCCACGACCAGGACCACCACUGGCAGCGCCACUGCCUACCAGAGCCAAUGUCGCCCCUCCCCCAGUAGCGGCGACCGCGUCGCCCACGCCGGGUAUGUGGACGCCAGAGAUGGGUAUACGGUUCGGGGGUCCCAGCGCUGCGGCAUCAUCCGUAGUCAACAAUGAUGGAGCUCCUCAAAAGCCCACAUCGCGCGACAACAGGUGGGAUCCUAGCACGCAGAACAUCCAAUUCAGGUAG
This is a messenger RNA of Aureobasidium melanogenum CBS 110374, 2526 nucleotides long. RefSeq names its product BRO1-domain-containing protein. Gene Ontology annotation, cellular component: endosome. NCBI's taxonomy places the organism in Eukaryota, Fungi, Ascomycota, Dothideomycetes, Dothideales, Saccotheciaceae. Gene Ontology annotation, molecular function: protein binding. The record is from RefSeq and is a predicted model, not a curated record. The transcript has 2 exons. Bases 1 to 2526 code for a protein of 841 amino acids.